This is a messenger RNA of Dama dama (fallow deer), 2064 nucleotides long. RefSeq names its product PX domain containing 1 (gene PXDC1). The record is from RefSeq and is a predicted model, not a curated record. Lineage: Eukaryota; Metazoa; Chordata; Mammalia; Artiodactyla; Cervidae. Bases 574 to 1269 code for a protein of 231 amino acids. The transcript has 5 exons. Gene Ontology annotation, molecular function: phosphatidylinositol binding.
GGCGGAGGCGCACUCGGCCUCGACGUCGGGACCGCGCCGCUCGCGGUGGGAAGCGCCUUAUAAGCCCGUGGCCGCGCCACCCCGGAGAGCGCGCGUACUCCGGCCCCGGGCGGGCCCCUAUCAAGCCGGUCUCCGGUCAGGUUAGGGGAGUACCCCGACCCGGCCCCGACCUCGGGCAAACCCGGACUCCGCACAGACUCCGGAUCGCUCCGAGUCUGGACAGACCUCGGACGGACCCCGGCCCGGGAUAGAUCCCGACUGCAGACGGUUCCCGGCCCCGGACGGACCCCGCGCGGACCCCGGCCGCGGGUGGACCCCGGACAGAUCCCGGAUCGCUCCGACUCUGGACAGACCUAGGACGGACCCCGGCCCCGCAUAGACUCCGGCCGCCGGUGGACCCCGGACAGACCUCGGCCCGGGAUAGAUCCCGGCUGCAGACAGCUCCCGGCCCGGGACGGACCGCGGCCGCGGGGGGACCCCGGCCCCGGACGGACCUCGCGCGGACCCCGGCCGCGGGUGGACCCCGGCCGGGCCGGGCGCGCUCCUGCCGGCCGGGGAUGCGCGGCCCGCGGCAUGGCCUCGGCGGUGUUUGAGGGCACGUCGCUCGUGAACAUGUUCGUGCGCGGCUGCUGGGUGAACGGCAUCCGCCGGCUCGUCGUCAGCCGGCGCGGCGACGAGGAGGAGUUCUUCGAGAUCCGUACCGAGUGGUCGGACCGCAGCGUGCUCUACCUGCACCGCAGCCUGGCCGACCUGGGCCGCCUGUGGCAGCGCCUCCGCGACGCCUUCCCGGAGGACCGGCCGGAGCUGGCGCGCGCGCCGCUGCGUCAAGGACUGGUUGCCAUAAAGGACGCCCAUGAUAUCGAGACCAGGCUUAACGAGGUGGAGAAGCUUCUCAAGGCCAUCAUCAGCAUGCCUCGCAAGUACUCCAGGUCAGAAGUCGUGCUCACCUUCUUCGAAAGAUCGCCCCUGGAUCAGGUGUUAAAGAAUGACAACGUGCAUAAAAUUCAACCCAGCUUUCAGAGUCCGGUGAAGAUCUCAGAAAUCAUGAGGUCCAAUGGAUUCUGUUUAGCAAACACGGAAACGAUCGUUAUUGACCACAGUAUUCCAAACGGCAAAGACCAGCACGGGGCCGCGGACCCCACGGAGCACCUGUUUGAGGGCGGGGGCGAGUUCCCCGCCGAGCUGGAGGACGGGGACGACCCGGCGGCCUACGUCACCAACCUGUCCUAUUACCACCUGGUGCCCUUCGAGACGGACAUUCUGGACUGAGCCCCCAGGCGCCUCCCCCGGCCCGCCCGCCCCCAAGGAGACCCAUGUCUCCAACAGCCGGGAGUUGGGUCGGGGGGUCCAGCGCCCCUGCUGCUUCUCGGGCUCCUCCCGCCUGUGUCUGCAUCCCAGGACGUGCCCCAUCGAGCCUGGCCCGCCACAAGUGCCUGCAAGACGGCCCAGGGCCAGGACUGGACGCCCGGCCCUCCCCCAGGAGGGCACCCGGCCACCCUCCCCCAUGUGCCCUCCCAAGACCAGCGCACAGGACGUGUCAAGUGAGACCUUGCUGGGUCCCCGGGUUCUGGACGACAUGGGGGUUGUUCUCUCACCCAGGUUUCCCGGGACCGGGAUGUGUGGCUUCCAGUCCUGCGUCCUACCUUCUUCCCAGAAGCCAGGGGCUUUGUGUCAGCCCAGGGGUGUUGGCGGAACGUUGGUCGUGAGCGGGGUGUUGGCUACAAGCAUGAGGGACCCGCUGACCGGUGCCCACCUGGGGGACACAGAGAGGAAGGAGCCCACCUGGCCUCCUGCGAGGGGUGAGGGCGCUGGGCCGUGCUCUCGGAGAUGCAGCCGCCGCGUCAGCCUGGAAGACGGGAGCCGGGAGGUCACCGAGUGUUCCCGGCAGGUCCCCCGCUGCCCUCGGGGAGAGUCUGGGUUCUGUGUGUUCAUCUCCUCACAGAGUCUACUAACGACCAGAAUUUGCUCGUGUAAAUAAUAGUAAAUUAUUGAGAAUCCUAAUUCUUUUACACAGUCUGUUUUUUAAUCUAUUUUCAUGAAAUAAAACACACUGCUCUCCUCUGA